Molecule: messenger RNA, 339 nt
Organism: Syngnathus acus (greater pipefish)
Lineage: Eukaryota; Metazoa; Chordata; Actinopteri; Syngnathiformes; Syngnathidae
Product: secretory phospholipase A2 receptor-like
Exons: 2
Coding region: 75-338 (87 amino acids)
Source: RefSeq, a predicted model, not a curated record
GAUCGACCGAUCAUGAGGCAACAUGUGACACAGUCAACGGAUGGAGUCCUCACGGCUCAAACUGUUACAAGAAAAUGAGCACAACCAACGGUUGGCUGGGGGCUCGCCACGACUGCUUCUGGGAGGGCGGCGACCUUGUCUCCAUCACUUCAGAGGAUGAGGAGAAGUUUGUGAAGAAGCAAAUGGGCGACAAGGCGUUCUGGAUCGGAGUCUCCAAUCUGGUUUGCGACAAGGACUGGUGUCAGUUUUUUGAAGCGGCAGAAAAGGGGCUGACUUGGUCCGACACUGCUCUGACGCCGAUCUACGCUAACUGGACCUCGAGUCAAGACGGAAGGUAAG